Molecule: messenger RNA, 701 nt
Organism: Paramecium octaurelia
Lineage: Eukaryota; Ciliophora; Oligohymenophorea; Peniculida; Parameciidae
Source: the annotation of a GenBank genome assembly
GGUAAUUUAUGAAUAUAAAGGAAUUAGGCAAUAUUUUGAACCUCGCUAUAAGCUUAUUGGGAUUCUUGUAUUUUGCUAUAUAAACAGAAAAAAAAGUUGGCUCUGUCCAAUUUUUUUUAGAUUUAUUUAUCAAAAAUCUAAUCAUCCAAGUAAGUUAGAAAGUUGAUUUAUAUUUAGAUCAUUUUUGUAACUUUUUGCUUUGGGUUUUCUUAUUUGGAUGACGAGAUGCUUAUUGCAAAUUCAUUUGGCUUUUGGAAUUUGUCAUUUAUUUAUUAGAUGAGAAGGUAAUAUAGUGUAAAAUUAAAUUAGAGCAUUAAAUGAUGAUGAGGAAACAUAAAAAUUCUUAUGUUUUUCUUUGAACUUCCAACAGAAGUAUCUACCUGCUCUUUUCUUUUUGAUUAUGAAUCUUAUAGUAUUUCCAAGAUUAGAUUUAGUAGGAGCUACAAUCUUUUCAUUUAUAGAAAAUCAAUUCUUCGAUGGAUUCUCCUUUAGAUUAUCAAGUGUAAUUAGAUGGAUUAUUUAAGGCAUUCUAAAAAAAGUGUGAAAACUCUUUUCCAUUUAAAUUGGUUUCAAACAGACUUGAUUUUUUUAAUAUUGAACAAGUUGAUGAGUCGUUCGAAUCCAAAAAAGGCGCUUCUUCAGUAGAAUUUGGAAUAAUAUCAACAGUAGAAACAAAACCCAAAUAAGAAAAAUCAAAUUGA